AUGAUAUCAGAGGCUGAGACUGAGGAGGGGUACUUGCCAGCGCAAUUGGAUGGCGGAGGGGUCGUGAAGGUUCGGAGCUACUCUACGCGCGCCGAACAGUCGAAGAGGACCUGUUUGCCGCUCUGGAUGAGAUGGAAAGAAUCCUGGGGCAUCCUUGUGGCCAUUGUAGCUAUCGUGGGUGUGAGCGUCUACAACUUCAGCAGCUCAGAUGCCUCCUUGCGCUUCCACGCGAGAGAAUCCGUGGAGGACUUGGCGAAGACCUACGGCGCGGAGAUCACGCGCCAGAUCCGGGUCUCCGUGAGCUCCAUCCAGGCGCUGGAGGCCAUCAUCAAGAUCGACAGAUGCAGCAGCAGCCUGGAAGACUUCGAAAGCCUGGCGAGUACUUUGAUCACCACCUACAAAGGCAUUUCCAAUCUGCAGCUUGCGCCAUUUGGCAUAGUGACAUACAUCCACCCUCUGCUUGACGAGACACAGGACAACCGCGGAGCGCUGGGCCACAACCUGUUGCUGGAUCCUGGCCGGAAAGAAGAUGCCAUCAGGACCAUCCGUGACGGGCAGACGGUGGUGGUGGGCCCCCUGAAGCUGCUGCAGGGCGGCAUCGCAGCCAUCGCCCGACGGCCCAUCUUCACCAGGUGGGCGCCCAGGUAUCUGCCGGACUCCUGGUUCUACCGCAACGGGGAGAACCACACCCGAAACUGCUCGGACACGCAGACACGCAAUGACGAGGAGUGUUACUUCCCGGGCCCUCCGGAGCCUGACGGCACGCCCACCUACUUCUGGGGCUUCGCCACCAUGCUGACGCGCAUCGAAGACCUCUUGGCGAGCGCGGACUUGUCGGGCCUGGAGCAGGGCUCUCACAAGGUGUCUGGCAUCUCGAAGUUUUCCUUUCAGCUCUACGACCUCGAGCCUCACCCCUCGCUGGCUGAUGUGGGGGGCAUUUGGCAGCAAUCCUCGAGCUCGGAGUCAUUGAGCGACGGUGUGGAAGCCGCCGUAUCCGUGGAGGAGUAUGGAUUUCAUUGGGUCUUGAAGAUCGCGCCAUUUGAUGGCUGGCCCGUUGUGUCGGAGGACUUCUGGAGACAAUUACUCCUUGUUUUGCCGAUGACCGCGUUGCUGGGAGUGGGGCUUGGUGUGAAGGUCCUUCUCGACAUGCGCAAAAAUGCGCAGAAGAUGGACCAGCGCGCCAAGUACAAGGAGGAGAAAAUCGCGAAUACGAUCCUCGGAGCAGUGUCCAGCUUGAACCACUUUCAGUUCCCCAUGUGCGUUCUGAGCAUCGAGGACUUCAAGGCCAGAGGCCGGCUGAUCCAACACGAGGAGGCCCGCGGGCAGGGCCUGCUGUACUUCUUCGACGACCCGGACGACGUGGCCAUCACCUGCGAGGCGGGCCUGACCUUUGUGAGCCAUCAGUGGGCAGGCUUCGAGCAUCCGGAUCCCCAGGGGGUCCAGUUCCGGGCGAUGCGCGCGGCGCUGGAGGAGCUGGCGGAAAAGGUGCAGUGGAUCUGGGUGGAUUAUAGUUCCAUCCCACAGACCAACUCCUUCCUGCAGCAGAACGCCAUCAAUUCCCUUUGUGUCUACGCCACCUGCUGCUCCAUCUUCCUGGCGGUGGCCCCGCCCUGCGUCCACGCGGACACCCAGCGGGAGCUGAACCUGGAGUCCUACCUCGCGCGCGCCUGGUGCCGCCUCGAGAAGCUCAGCUACGAGACCUGCACUUGGAAUGCUGGGGAGCACAGAGCAUAUCUUUGCGAUGGAAUGGACGUCAGCCAGAUGGACAUGAGCAGCAAGAACCAGCUGUUUCCGCAAGAGCUCUUCUUGGACGUGCUAGGCGGCACCUUCAGCUGCUGCUCGCGAUGCCAUCCAAAUGGUAUGGCCUGCGACAAGGAGAAGAUCAAAGGAGUGAUGCUGGGCAUCUAUUGGCGCCUGCUGUGCGCCCGCCGGGAUUGCGCUGCAAGCUUCAGCACGGAAGACACGCUGCAGCUCAUCGGAAGCAACAUGGAGAAGUACUUCCCGGCGAAGCACGAGAAGUGCACCGAAGCGGGGCUGACCUCCGUGGAGCUCUUCGGCGGAUACCUCCCCACCUUGGAGAAGCUCUUUGAGGAGGACUCCAGCCUGGACGAGGGCCAGCGCAUCGAGGUCUCCGGCAUCUUCCACCCAUUGGGCUCCAUUCCUUUGGAGGGCUCCAGGCUCCCGGCGCCCUUCAUGACCAAGCGCUUCUCCAACUCUUCGGACGGCAAUUGCGGCCCGCCCUCGCUCUCCUCAGGCUAA
Effrenium voratum is the source of this 2259-nucleotide messenger RNA. The record is from the annotation of a GenBank genome assembly. Lineage: Eukaryota; Dinophyceae; Suessiales; Symbiodiniaceae.